AUGAGGACCCUCGCCCUCCUUGCUGCCCUUCUCCUCUUGGUCCUCCAAGCCCAGACUCAGAAGUCAGAAAAGGCAGCUGACCAGGUUCCUGCCCAGGACCAGCCUGAGGCUGAGUUCCAGGAGGUGAUCAUCUCCUUUGGAGGGAAUGAGCUCUCUGCUCAAAAUGAUACAGCCCUUCAGGAAGCAUCAAACUGCCGCUGCAGAGUCUUCUGCCGUUUUAGGGAGCGUCGCUCUGGGACCUGUGCUGGCAGGGGCAUCCAAAACAGGCUUUGCUGUCAUCGCCGCCGGCCUAAUAGAUUCAAACCCACAGUAGCGCAGGAUUUCAUUUGA
Molecule: messenger RNA, 330 nt
Organism: Equus quagga
Lineage: Eukaryota; Metazoa; Chordata; Mammalia; Perissodactyla; Equidae
Product: alpha-defensin 1-like
Exons: 2
Coding region: 1-330 (109 amino acids)
Biological process (GO): disruption of plasma membrane integrity in another organism; defense response to Gram-negative bacterium; defense response to Gram-positive bacterium
Cellular component (GO): extracellular region; extracellular matrix
Source: RefSeq, a predicted model, not a curated record